Molecule: messenger RNA, 1919 nt
Organism: Fopius arisanus
Lineage: Eukaryota; Metazoa; Arthropoda; Insecta; Hymenoptera; Braconidae
Gene: Pisd
Product: phosphatidylserine decarboxylase
Exons: 5
Coding region: 480-1742 (420 amino acids)
Biological process (GO): phosphatidylethanolamine biosynthetic process
Cellular component (GO): mitochondrion
Molecular function (GO): phosphatidylserine decarboxylase activity
Source: RefSeq, a predicted model, not a curated record
AUCGAUUAAUUUUUGAGUCAUGAAUGUUUAAUAAAAAAUUUGAACCGCACAUUUCGCAGGGUCUUCUACUACCGAUCAAAUAUUCCUAUUCAGAUAAGUAAAUAAACAAUGAAAAACGAACAAAAAAAUUCUAAAUCCGAAUUUCCCUAUAAAUUCAACAAUUUACUUAGAUCUCUUAGAAAAAAAGGCGACAUGCGCAGUGCAAAAAUCACUUAGAAAUAGUUAAUCCCCAGUCGCCUGAAAAUGUGCUCGAUAAAUUCUCUAAAUCCCGUAUACGGUGCAGCACGUGUGGAGGUUCACGUGCACCACCCGAUCGAGGGUUGUCCUUGAGGAUUGAAUCAAGGGCUUCACCUCGUGGAAUCGUCAAAUGUGGGGAUAUCGACGGAGCAAGGAGAACAGAGCAAAACAGAGGGUAAAAACAGUAGACAUAACCCCAAAGCCACCAGCCAGUUGAUCCCAUCAGGUUAAUUGGAUUGAGGAUGUCAAUUUUUAGGAUUUUAAGAGGAAAUCGACACGUGCGCAGGUGCACCUCGUGGGAGACACUCAAGACUCAGGUGCCGAUCAGGUAUGCAACCACUGCCAAUCCUGAGAAUAAAUUUGGAGGGCUGUGGAGUUUAUCCAGGAGAUGGAGAGUCAGUCUACCUAUUGGGGUUGGGGUGUCACUGAUUGCUGUUCUGCAGUGGAGACACCUCAGGAGAUAUCCUUAUGCUGUUGAUGGGGAUGUGGUCCAGGGACCCAUAAGUGACUUAAUGGUGGAUUGUUACUGCUGCCUUCCCUUGAGGAUCACCAGCCGAGCAUUUGGUUGGUUUGCAAGUGUGGAACUCCCCAAGGGUUUCAGGCCCUUCGUCUUUAAUCUCUAUGCAAGGACUUUUCAUGCAAAUCUACAGGAAAUUGACUCGGACCUUGCGUCCUUCCCAAGUCUCGUGGAUUUCUUCGUGAGAUCGUUGAGAGACGAUGCCAGACCAAUUGCUCAAAACACUGAUAUCGUCUCUCCCUCAGAUGGUAAAGUCCUGCACUUCGGUCCCGUCACUUCCUGUCGUGUGGAGCAGGUCAAAGGCAUGACCUAUGAUCUCAGGCACUUCCUGGGUGAUUCGAGGCCAUCGAAAAUCGGUGGACAAAUUCCAUACAGCAAAGAGGAUAAUGAUCACUAUGUCAAGUCCCUCUUGAAGAAUCCUGCCAACAAACUUUAUCAGUUAACUGUUUAUCUCGCUCCUGGGGAUUAUCAUCGGUUUCACAGUCCCGCCAAUUGGAGGAUCGACCUGAGGAGACAUUUUCAAGGAAAACUACUGAGUGUAAACCCAAAAAUAGCAAGUUGGCUACCAGACUUAUUCUCCUUAAACGAGCGUGUGGUUUACCUUGGGGAGUGGUCAGGUGGUUUCAUGGCGUAUGCAGCUGUUGGUGCUACCAAUGUGGGCUCCAUCCGAGUCUACUGUGAUAAAACCCUAGCAACGAACAAACGAAAGUGGCCAAGAGGAAAAAUCUGGGAGGACGCCAACCUCGACUGUGUCAACGUCAAGAAAGGAGAGCUAUUCGGUGAGUUCAGAAUGGGCUCCACAGUGGUAUUGCUGUUUGAGGCGCCCGAGAAUUUUCAAUUUUCCGUUGAUGUUGGUCAGCCCAUCAAGGUGGGGCAGGGCCUCGCUGAGGGCUUUGUCGAGCCCAGAAGGAGAAGAAAUCAAAUUGAUUUGAGUAAAAGUGUUAAUGAAGCCGUUGAACGUAUCACUCCAGCUGGGAAUUCCAACUGAGGGACUCAUGUUUACAGAUUUUGAUUGAAAAUCUGGUCUCAAGACGUCAAAUCCCUUUUUCAUGACUCCUGGGGCUUUCAUGGCUUCGAUCCAAUGAAAGACUUUUUGUAAAUACUUGGACAAUAGUUUUAUUACAAAGUCUGUAUCAAAUGCUGUAAAUAUACCUUGUUAAUCUUG